AGUGGCCAUUGAUAAUGAAGAUCAUUUUCGAGAAACUGCGGGUUUCUUUUUGUUUUGAUUAUUUUUUGUUCUGUGAUUUUUUUUUUUUUUUUUCAUAUUUCAUGUUUGAUUGACGAGAAAGACAAAGUCGGUCUUUUUCUGUGUUUUAACUUGAAUGAUAAGCCAACGAAUGGGUGGUUGGUGCUACCAAUUACAUAUAUGAGAUUGUGUUGAUUUGUGUCGGUAAUUUGAUAUACGUGGUUAAUUUGCAGAAUGUGUAUUGUAUUCUAGUAGAUGUGAGAUUCAGUAUUGACGUAUAUGGGUAAUUUAAGGAUUGUGUAUUGUGUUUUUGUAGGUGUGAGAUUGAGUGUUGAUGUGUGUCUAAUUUGCAGACUCUGCGUUAAUGAUGAUGAAGUUUGUGUUUGAUGAAACAAAGGUGGUUGUGGUGGUCGGUGAUGGUGGCGGUGAUCAGUAAUUCGCAGACUGUAGGUUGAUGGUGAUGAACAGUACAAAAUUACAGUAGAAAGAAUUAGAUCAUAUCAUCUCUAAGCCAAGAACAAAGUUGAACAGCAAAUCAAGUGUUAGAACUAUGCCUUACUUGUAUUUUAGUCGCAAAUUAGGCGAUUGAGUAAAGAUGUAUUACAUGGAGAUGCCCAGAGGAAGCCCUCAAGAUGAUGUCGUUCCUGUGACAUUUGCUAUACCACCCAGCAAAGAUGAGAAUUCUUCUUAUAUAUCAAAUUAUGAAAAGCUUCUGCCUCAUCUCCAAUCUUGCUUAGACUACAUUUCAAUCUUUUGCAGGAGACACUGUAGGAGGAAGGGUGAACUGAUUCGGCUUUUGUUGACAGAAGGUCUAAUACCAGAAAAAAGAGGAGAAUGAUGGAGGAUGUUGCUGAAAUGAUUAUUAGAGAGUUAAUCAGUAGAGAAAUGCUUCAAGUAGAUCAAAGGUAUGAAGCACUAGAAGUUCCUGGCCCGUAUAAGAAAUUAUGUCUUCUUGAAGUGGAUGAACAAAAUUUUAUUGCUAAAGCUGCAAAUUUACCUGUACGUGCUUUCAUAAAAGAUGAUGGGAAGAACAAUCCUCUUGACUUCCAAAGUCUUCAAAUCGGCAAUCUCCAUAAACUUCAGACUUUGGAUGCAAGUCUCUGAGGAUCGCUUACAAGUGAGCUAGUUGCAACUAUCAUGAAGCUGGAAAACCUCAUCUGCCUAACGCUACAAGCAGAGAAAACAUAUCUUGAAGGCCUAGCUCUGAUGCCCAAAUGGCUUGCCUUCAUGGACAAUCUUACCAGCUUAGGUUUAUUCUACUCUAAUUUAUCAGAGAAUCCAACUUCAGUUCUUCAGCAUCUCCCCAAAUUAAAAGAACUCACUCUAUGGGAAGCCUACAACACAAAGCUCAUUGGUAAAGAGUUUUGUGGGGCUGAGGGUUUCUCUAAGCUGGAAAUUCUCAAGAUUACUUCUGAGGUUCUUGUGGAGUGGACUGAGAUAGUCAGAGCUUUUCCAAAUUUAAGGUAUCUCGAGUUUCGUUAUUGUAAGAAUUUGAAGUUUUUUCCUGUGGGUUUACAGAACAUUUCCGCACUUCAAGAAUUUCUCUUGUGGGGAGCGCACAAAGAUCUUGGAAGGCGACUGCAAGGUGCAGAGAAUUACAAGAUCAAACAUAUUUUAAAAGUUUCAAUUUCUUGACAAUAUUAAAGCGCUACAUGGAGAAAACUCCAAGGAGGAUUCAAGGCCUUUUUUUCUUGGGUUCAUGUUCGAUUGUCAAAUUCCAUCUCUGUAUGAAUUGGCAGAUGUAAAUGUAGACUUCCAACUUUCUUGUUUUCUUAACAAUGUUUAUAAUCUCCACUGGAAAAACAGAAGUUUGAUGAUGAAUCUCAGUACCAAAUACUUCUCUUCAUGAUAUAA
This is a messenger RNA of Ricinus communis (castor bean), 1872 nucleotides long. RefSeq names its product disease resistance protein RPM1. Gene Ontology annotation, molecular function: alpha-tubulin binding. The record is from RefSeq and is a predicted model, not a curated record. Gene Ontology annotation, biological process: protein folding. NCBI's taxonomy places the organism in Eukaryota, Viridiplantae, Streptophyta, Magnoliopsida, Malpighiales, Euphorbiaceae.